GUGCUUGUGUGUGUGCGUAUAUUAUUUUGUCUUGUUUUAAUAUUGUUUUGCAUCUAAAAGACAAUAAGUUACAGUAAAAACAAUCGAGCUAACACUGAAAAUGUAUUAUCCGUACCAUGGAAAUGAAUAUACAAAAGCAGAUCAUUGACUUCUUUUCGUUCUUUGAGGAAUUCCAUAACGUUUCUAAAACGUGUUUGAAAGAUUGCCAAAAGUGCGCAGUUACUAUUAAUAAGCUGAUUUAUCGGUGUAAAAACAUUAGAGAUGCCGAGGUGACCCAGACGCCAUUGGAAGAAUUCGAUGGUCUGCAGGGCAAAUUGUGCGCGGCUUUACAUAACCUUAUAUCAGAGGAAAUACAUGAACUUAAAGGCAAUUUGUGCACCAUAGAAGAUUUAUUUGAUAAACUGUGCAACAAACACAAAGUCUUCCAUCAGAGUUGUGAAGAAUUAGAUUAUACAGAACAGAGUAAACUUAUCAAGGGAUCCCCUCUUCAGCCUCCGUUGCAGCAACUUCUUGACUUUGCAGAUGACGCACUGACCUUUGGAAGUCAAGUUUGUGCUCAGAUAGAAACCUCUAUAAGUGUUCUUACAUUUAAAGGCUUGAAAUCAGAUUCUUUAGUUGAAAAUUUUAAAGUUUCUAGUGAGUGGAGCAGACGCAUACCAGAAAUCAUAGCUUAUACAUCAUUUUGCGCUGAAAAUCAAAUUUAAACAUGGAUUUACUAGGUUCAAUCUUGAACUCCAUGCAAAAGCCACCUUCAGCAAGUGAAGCACAGAAAAAUGCUGCCAAAAAGCAGAAAGAGGCUCUUGAGCGCAAGCAGAAGGAGGAAAAAAACAUGUUAAAUAGAUUUAGAAAGAGAGUUGAAGAUAAAAUAAGUGAGUUUGUUAAAGACGGGUCCAAACCACACUUAGCAUUUGAACCGAUGGAUCAAACAUGUAGAGCAAUAAUUAGAGAUGUCUCUGAAAUUGCCGGCCUCCAAGUAUUUUCAUUUGGGCAAGAUGGAAUUGAUAGAUAUUCAGUAGUUUAUACCAAAGAACGCCCUCCAUCUGAAGACGAGUUGACGGUACGUAGAGCGGGUGGCAUUUGGGAUGAACAUAAAGCAGCUGAAAUGGCUAAAGAACGUGUUAAUAGACAAAAACUCGCAGCUUUAGAGUCAGAGGAAGAAAAAAAUAGAAAGCGCAAGCGUGGCACAGAGGAACUUAGCGGUACAUUUUACAAACAAAAGUAUGCUCAUUUAAUCGGUGAAAAUGCAGCUUUAGGAGCCGCUCAAAAGACAAAUAUGAAUAAAAGUUAUGGAGAAGUUCCGAGUGAGAAUAAAAAGGAUCAGCGCUCUAUAGAACAGACUAUGGCAGAUAUUAAGGCUAAGAAAAUGAGAAAGGCAGAGGCCGAGGCAAAUGAAAAUCAAACUUAAUUCUUCUGUCUGAUUUUAGAAAUUAAACUAAAUCCAAAAUAUGCAAAAUUUAAGCAACUUUUGGACCAUGCCUCUUAGAAUAGUUGUGUGCAUUGUUUUUUCUCUUUCUAUCUCAUUGUACUCUACGAGACAACUGUAUAGUCAUUACAUCUUUCACUUAAACACGUACAUUUGAUCUUUAUACUGUCUGGUUGGCCUUAAUGAUGAUAGGUCUAGUGUCAAUUUCUUUAGAUUCCUUUGAAUAGUGAGAAUUGAUCCAUUCUUAUGACAUAGGUUAUGAUAGCCCAAAGACCUUUUGCUGGAAAACAACACUUAUAAUUGAUGCUACCCUAAGGUCUCAUGUCACUGAGAAUAUGACAGUAAUUUUAAAGGGUUAUUCCCAACUGCUAGGCCUUAUUACAACUGGUAGCUGUGUAAAAAAAAUCAAGGUUAGGAAUAAGCACGAAGAAUUACGUACAUUUUCCCACCUGUUCCUGUCUCUCUCUCCCACUCGCACAGUGGCAAUGGCCGAAUAUAAUUACGCGCAUAGAGAUAAAUACAAAAUUAUACUUUAAAAAUAACCGUAAGGCUGUGGCAAAUGCUAAUAAUAUAGGAAGCUAUUAGCAACAACCAUAUCUAGAGCUUGGUGCUCAUUGUGACAGAACUACCUAUCCAAUACUACUAGUAUUAGAAGCAAUUAUAAGUGAGUAGAUAGACAUUAGAUAACUUAUAAAUAAUUAUUGUCCAUAUAACAAAUAUUUUUUCAGAAAAAAUGUAGGUGUCUUUUACUAAUUUUCAGAAAAAGUAUUUUAUAAUACUUAAUUUUAAUUUGCAAAACGAAAUUGUGACUUAGUUUUUUUCUUUGUGUGCAUUUUGAACGGAGACAGGAGUAUGUUUUCUUUAUACAAAACAUAAUACUCCCGAUUCUGGCGAAAAGCAAAGACCCAUUUUAUUGUGUAAGAUGUGAAUGUAGAUGGCGCUCUACGGCUUCGUAAAUUGCGGUGACUCUGGUUGUCAAAAGUAGACGUUUCACAAUUCAGUGACCACAAAACAUAUCGCACAGUACAGCGCCAUCUGGUUCAGCUGUCAAAUUAGGGGGCAUGUUUUUAUCUUGGAUUUUAUUACAAUCAAUGACUUUUUUGUAGAAGUAACCUUUUUUCUUUUCUUUUAUAAGUUGUUAAGGUUGUACUUUUUUUCUGAAAACGACCGAAUGGCAUCGUAAAGAAAGGUGACCGUAAAGUAUGUACCUACAAGUUAUAAGACAUAUAUUAUUGAAUACAAUGAUAUUUUUUCUUUCUACAUUACUAAUGUAACAAGGAUUUUUUUUUUCAUUUACCAACCAACUUUAUAGAAUAAUAAUUUACAUUAUUCAUUGUUUAUUUAAAUGUAAAUUAAAUAAAUAACACUGCCAUUUGAAAUUAUGUUCGAUGUAAUUUCUUUCUGCGCGGUAUUGUUAUGUAACAUGUGGUAUCCCUUUAACCGAUCGCGGUAUUGUUAUGUAACAUGUGGUAUCGCUUUAACCCAGGGGUCUCCAAAC
Cydia splendana is the source of this 2921-nucleotide messenger RNA. Its product is annotated as sperm-associated antigen 7. The record is from RefSeq and is a predicted model, not a curated record. The transcript has 3 exons. Gene Ontology annotation, molecular function: nucleic acid binding. Lineage: Eukaryota; Metazoa; Arthropoda; Insecta; Lepidoptera; Tortricidae. The coding region runs from base 707 to 1405 and encodes 232 amino acids.